AGAUUUGCAUUUUAAAUAUAACGGUGAUAUGUUUGCUGUUUAUUAAUUAGAAAUGACGAGUCGAAAUAUAUCUUUGUUGAUAUGGUGUGAUGGCCGUAUUGUGAGUUCUCCGUGUGGAAUAGAAUACCACGGGGGUCGUCCGGUUAAUAUGGCGCUUAGCGAGAGAAUGAGUUUCGAAGAAUUACAAAAUAUUUGUAGAAGAGCAGUUUCUACCGACGGGGAAGUAGAAAUUUCAAAAAUCUACUUCCGGCUUCCAAGAAUAGUUGAGGGUGCGAUACGGUCGUACUCGUUGUUUUCUGUGGAGAAUAACGAGCAUGUGUUUGGAAUUCUGAACGAGGUCGUGCGGUAUCCGCAACUGGAGAUUUUGGAAUUGUACGUGGAAUACGAGGCCGUGGUUCGCAACAAAACUUUACUGGAUCAGUUGGUCUUAGGUGAUUCAAGCGGGUCUGAGAGGGGUAGUGGUGAAGAGGAAGAAGAGGAUUUCUACGACAGCAACAAAGAGGAUGUCGAGGAAGACUUAGAAGCAGAUUCACAAUAUGAGUCGCAACUUCCUGAGCAUGUAAGAACGGCGGAUCUUUGCGACUUUGACGUCGCCCCGGAGGCUGAUGAAAAGAUUAUGUGGGAUCCUGGGAUGGAAUUCCGAGUAAGGAUGGUAUUCCCAAAUCGCGAUGCCGUCCGAGCUUGUGCGACUACUUAUUCGGUCGGGGUGGGAAGGGAGUUCAAGGGUCACCGGACUACCAACUCCACAAUAGUGUUGGCUUGUAGGCAGAACCCUGUAUGUAAAUGGUGGCUGCGCGCUACACUUCUGCAAGCAACUCAGACGUGGACGUUGACAAAAUAUAUUGGCCCGCACACGUGCAAUCAGCUGUUACCUGAUCCAAACCAUCGGAAUUUUGGGUCUGUUGCAAUCGCAGACUAUAUCAAGGGUCAAGUAAAGCUGCAACGUGAUAUACGGAUCGAUACCCUCAGAGCUGGAAUUUGGCAACAAUAUGGAGUUAGGCCUCCGUAUAAACGAACCUGGAAUGCAAAGGAAAAGGCAAUAGCUGAUGUUUACGGUGGCUGGUAUGAAUCAUUUGCUAUGGUUCACAAGUUCAUGAACGAGAUGAUGCAUGUCAACCCUGGAUCUUUCUGGGAUGCAGAAGGCGCUGAGGUGUACACUGACGGGAUCCUUCAGCUGAAAGUCGUAACGUUCAUCCGAAUGUUCUGGACUUUCAAACCGACAAUUGAAGGGUUUCGUUUUUGCAAGCCAGUUUUGUUCGUCGACGGUACUCAUUUGUAUGGCAAAUACAAAAUGACCUUGUUGAUCGCGUCGGCAAUCGAUGGGAACAGUCACAUCAUGCCACUGGAUUUGAACAGUGGCCACUUGGGCGUGAGGAUUCUUCCGAAUCUGGCGGAUUUAGGCCGCUUGCGCGAUAUCAGCUGGGGAUCGGCGGUUCUGGCGUAUUUGUACCACGAGCUAUGCCUCUGCGCCGCUGCUUCGGCGAACAGACAAAACAUCGGGGGCGCUGUGUGGAUUCUACAGCUCUGGGCUUACGAGCGACUUCGGCCAUUGCGACCCCGUUUGGCCGACUUUGAUGUCACGGGGGGAUUGCCUUUGGGUGACAGAUGGGGGGGUCCCAGACAGCGGGAGCGGGGGACACGACGAGUUCCCAGACACUCAGUUUCUCACUUCAGACUGCUAUUGGACGGGCUGCGUUACGACGAUAUCGUUUGGCAGCCAUACUCCGACGACGUUCUCCAGUCCAUCCCACAGAUCUACCUGACAGGGCGACAUAUUUGGCGUGCCCGAGUGCCAAUGAUCUACUAUCACACCGUCGAGUGA
Molecule: messenger RNA, 1822 nt
Organism: Mercurialis annua (annual mercury)
Lineage: Eukaryota; Viridiplantae; Streptophyta; Magnoliopsida; Malpighiales; Euphorbiaceae
Exons: 4
Coding region: 53-1822 (589 amino acids)
Source: RefSeq, a predicted model, not a curated record